GCCAAGAAGAUAAACUUAUCAGUUUCCAGUCUCACAUACAGCAAAGCUAGCCAAUCAUACGUAAUAAACGUGUCCCCCACAUUAUUGAUAAGAUUCAUUUGCCCAGAAAAAAAUGAGUUUGCAACUCAUUUUCAUUCAAAAUUCUCUCUUAACGAAAUGAAGACGACUGUGAUUUUACAAUUGUGCAUCUUGAUAAGCAUUGUGUGCGUAGUGAAAUGUGCCACUCGGGGGGGCUUCGAUGAUGCACUGUUAUCGAACUUAAAGUGCUUAGCGUGUAAAGGAACCAUUCGUGAAAUGGAGAGUGAAAUUAAAAAAAUUGAUCCGCGGAAGAGAGUUGAAGUGAGCGGCUUUCGUCUGGAUCCAAGCGGUAAAUCGAAGACCAAAACGGUUCAGUAUUCCAAAUCUGAAACUUAUUUGACCGAACUUAUGGAGUCGAUGUGUGAAGACAGUAAUUUUUCGAAAGUGCGUAAAACAAUUAUUCAAGAAAUAGUUACCACCCAAAUGUUGAACAACGAUGGCUUUUUAGACUUCACACCUGAUGGUGAUUUGAGUCAAACUUUAAAUCAUUUUUGUCUGGAAGUUCUCGAAGAUAACGAAGACGAAAUCUUAAAACAAUUUAUGGACGAAGUUACUCCUGAAAACAUUGACGAUGUUGUCUGCUCGAAAAUUGCAAAAUAUUGCGAGGAAAGUAAAAAUGAAAGUCAACGAAGUGAUUUAUGAGAACUAUUUGAAUGCAAUUA
This is a messenger RNA of Bradysia coprophila, 740 nucleotides long. Its product is annotated as protein seele-like. The record is from RefSeq and is a predicted model, not a curated record. Gene Ontology annotation, cellular component: endoplasmic reticulum. NCBI's taxonomy places the organism in Eukaryota, Metazoa, Arthropoda, Insecta, Diptera, Sciaridae.